Messenger RNA from Petromyzon marinus (sea lamprey), 12313 nucleotides. RefSeq lists its product as uncharacterized. Gene Ontology annotation, biological process: microtubule anchoring. The record is from RefSeq and is a predicted model, not a curated record. Gene Ontology annotation, molecular function: microtubule binding. Lineage: Eukaryota; Metazoa; Chordata; Hyperoartia; Petromyzontiformes; Petromyzontidae. Gene Ontology annotation, cellular component: centrosome.
GUACUAACCAAAGCGCAACGAACGGAGAUGUCAUCAAAAAUAUAAAAGAUAAUAAAUAUUACGUUAAAAAAGGGUUUCGAAUCGUCAUCGUUUGGAUCGAUACAAAGCAAUCGGUUCGCAGGGCCCGUUGGGAGCGGCCCGGAAUGAGCGGCGCCUUCUCUGCCGCCAAAGACUUCGUCCCGUCUCCUCACAAGCGCUGGUGUUGAUGGUGGUCGCGGCUAACGAUGCUGAAGAGGGAAGCGGAGUGGUUCGGCGAGCCGGCAGGAGGGGGUGGUGGAGAAGGCUGCCCCAUGUCUGUCACAGAUCUGUCCAAGGCAUGGGAGAACAUCCACAAAGCAAAGAGUGCCCUUCGUCACAUCGAGAAUCGUCUGGAGGCGGUCAACGCGAGCACCACCCUCCUGGAUCUGCCUGUCCACCAGAAGCCACCGGCUAGGCAAAGCAGGAAAAUCCCUCGCGGCGGGGGGGCCGAGCGGAAGAUUGCCGAGGGCUACACCGUCGACGCACUGGCCCGUACGCCACAAGCGUCGCCGGGGAGCGUGAAGGAGGCGCGGGCCGUGCCAGACCUGCGCUUGCGAGGGCCUCCUCUGGAAAAUGGGGCCUCUCCGGCCAAUGUGGAUUUAGUUAGGACAUCACAGUUUACAAGGCCUCGGGAGCGGCACAGGCAACCGGGCUUGACUCGAAGCCAGCUGGAGGCUCGCUGGCUCCUCUCCGAGCAGACGCGUGCCGAAACGGAGGUGGCGAGUCAACGGAGCCGCGAGAUUUACUCUGGUGACCGGCGCGAUGUCCUUUCGGCCGAUUGUGCGAGCGUGAGCUCGUCGGUCGUCGACGGGACGGACGUGCGAAUCUUGAAUGACGCCGUUGCUCUCGAUUUGCUGGAGGGGCAGCGGCGCACGGGACGGGCGCUGAUGCUCAACGGAUUUGCUCGCCACCACCACCGCGGGGAGGAGGAGGAGCGAGAGGUUGCCGAUCGCAGGAGUACAGUGGCGGUCACCGAGCGGAGAAAGCCGUCGACUAAAAACAAAGAGGAGGCGAUCGCGCUGGCGCAUGCGCCGCACGACUACGAUCGCAGCCCUCCGCAGCGACUCGCUCGGAACUCGACGCUCGCAGCUUUUCCGCAGAAAGAGCCGACUUGGAUGGAGUGCAACGGUUAUUCUCAGCACCGGCCGUCGGCGGCGGCGGAAGGUUUCCUCGCGAGGAAUCAAACGGUUGUACCGACCGGCCGAGAUGGCGACGGGCUCUCCGGCUGCACUUCGCCAAAGCCCGGCGAAAAGCUGCUGAGGUUGAAGGAGCGUGUGGGCAGACAGGCGCAUCCGGAGCGUGGGAGACGCCCAAAUGGGGAGGAGCCGAGGGUUGACGAGGACCCCUUGGCAGCUGUCGGUCACCGUGUCCACGGCGACACGAUGAAAAGUCGAAACCAGGCUGGCCGGUCGUGCGUCCUCAACAAUGGAUUAACCCAGGCGCUCGCGUCAUCCCGAGCGACGACGGGGGCGACCGGGAAGCACGGGAAAAAUCAGUUCUUGGCUGUCAAAGAAAAUCGCAGCAGGGGCGCAACAGGCAUGGGCCAGCCAGCCAGGGGAAACGUGGGUCAAGUGUCCACCAGAGGCCCUGUACCAACGCGAGAUCUUAGCCUCAUACAGGGCACCCAAGGACCCCGUCCGGCGUGGGCAGCGACCGACCGUACACGUGAGGUCGGCGGGGUCGGCCACCCCGGCGACCCCGGUGACCCCAUCAGGGCUGCGGAGCUGAGUGUGCAGCUCCUCUCGGAGGAGGUGCAGGGCAUCCUCGACGAUCUGCAGCUGGACGCUUGCAUCGGGGCAUUCGAAAAGCAUCCUGUCGCUGCCAUUUCCGCCACAGCCCCCACCGCCAUGCGAACGCGGACAACCAAGGGCGCGCCGUCGAGACGGCUCGAUUGGGACGGUGCACAGGAGGCUCGCGACGCCGGGUGGACCCCUACCGCCGGUUACACCGAUGCCACGGUGCCACAGGGUGCCGAAGGUCGGCAGCUGCCGGACCGGCACAAGCGGCGCGCGGAGGAGAAGCGUGUGUUGCGACGGGCGCCGGAACAGCGAGGGGAGCUGGCACAUCUGCACGCGCCGCACCACCACCACCACGCCUCCUCGGGACAGCAGUGGGGGGUGGACGGUGGUGGCGGCGGUGGCGGUUUCUGGGACGAGGAUCGUCACCGCCUCGAGAUGCUGGGACGGACAGGGGUCACGCAGACCCAGUACCGCAAGUUGGCUCAACCGUCCGGCGAGUCUAACAAAGAGAACUGGGGAUUCCGCUUCCCCGGCCCAGCGAAUGCUGUCAACUUCCUGAACAAUGGCCAGGUAACGGGUAUCACCACCGCGAGCGCCCCAGCCUCGUCGCCGGACCACCGCGACCAGGAACUCCCCCCUCAGCCGUACGGCUGGAGGUCGUCCGAUCCGGCGGAGCAUCCUUCCUGCAGCUGCGGAUCGAGACUGGACAACCCGUCCCCGCCCAGCCUCGUGGGGGCGUCGAGCCCCGACUCGGAUUUCUUCCUGGGCCUUCCGUCCCGCGGACGGCGCGCAUUCGACUCGACGGCACGCCACCUCGUCGCGCACAACGACGACGACGCCACUCGAAGGAGGAGGAAGGUGGAUCGCAUCGAGGCGCUCAAGGUGACGGCGGCCCGACUGGCGAGCCGGCUCGAGGAGGAGGCCCAGACGCUGGCACGGACCGUAGUGGCCGGUGGUGGCGGAGGCAGGAGCGGUGAGAGCGGCGGUGGCAGCCACCGGCGUGGCGACGCUGAGGCACCUGACGAGUUUUGCCACGGCGCCGGUCGGCUCGACGGGCACUCCUACCGCCCGCCGAAGAAUUUCGACCCCAGAACGAACUACGAUCCCGGGCCUGAGGCCGAGUGCGAGACCUCGCGGGGAGAAAACGAGUUGAUGCGGAAGUUGGAGAGGAUCCUCGGCAAAGGUUCGGGCUCGCGGAAAUCGGCGUGGGAGGAGCGGGUGUCGCCGGUGCCGCCGCGGGGCUCGGGAAGGAACGAGGCGGACGCCGCCGGGCGUUCCCCGCGAGAAGACUCGUACCUGCACGCCCUCGACGCCGUCGGCAGGUCCGUCGAAAAGCUGCGAUCGCAGAAGCGGAAGCUCUCGCCGCAAAGUCUCUCGCCGCACAAGUUUUCGCCGAGCGCGUCGACAUCGCCAGCGCCCGCAGAGGAGCCGCCGGGCGACGGCGCAGUCGCCGUCGUCUCCGCUGGCGCGAUGCGGCGGCACGAGGAGGCGGCGGCAGCGGCCCGACACGCGACGCCGGCGCGGAAAAAAACGGAGCGGCUCGUGGGCCAGAUACACAGCGCAGAAGGCGCAGGACCCAAGAACGAGCACCGGCUACGACCCACCGACCUCGCGACCCCCGGCGAGCGGAGGUCGCGCGAUAUUGAGGUCGGCGUGAGUCCGGCAUCUCCGACGUCCGGGCGGCGGUCGCCUUGCGCGACGACGACGUCGCUCUCGUCGCUGUCCCCAGCCUCGUCGUCGUCACACAAGUCCCUGUCGAACGGAUCGAGGGAGGGUGCCGACGACGGGAUCACCUACACCACGGUUCUCACCGGAUCCGCCGGGUCGCAUGAGACCCCCACCGGCACGGUAGACCCCCACGAGCCUGGGGCAGCCGUCACGGAUCUGUUGGACGAGCGCCGGCACCGGGACUCGGAGUUCCUGCGGAGGCUGCGCGCAGAGGAGCGGCCCAGCGGCGCGGACGUGGGCACCAGCAGCAGCCCUGCAGCACCGCCGCCUGGCACUCCACCCCGCGAUGCCGCGCCAGCUGUCACCUCCACCAACGCCACCACCACCACGUAUGCCGCUGCCCCUCGCAGCCCGACGCCUUCCGUGCCCAUGACACUGGAGGAGUUCCGCAGCCCACGGCGGCACGGGGCCGCGAGGCUCGCGGACGUCCCGGCGCCAGAGGCUGCCGCCGCUGCGCCAGCAAGCUCGUCCGCCGGUGGGAAGGGCGCCGGCAAGAAGGGUUCGGAGCAGAGGGCGCGGACACCGGGCAGCGACAGCGACAGCAGCAGCCGCUGCAGCAGCAGCAGCAUCCUGGACAAGCUGAAGAAGUUCCAGGGCCGACUCGAUGAGAGCCUCUGCUCGCCCGUGCACUGUUUCUUUUCCGUCUUCACCGCUUACCACUGGGCAGCCCUUGCGCUCUGUUUCCCUAGACUACAGCCCAAACUGGGGCAGUACAUCCACAUGCAGCUGCAAAGGUACCUGACAAAGCGGGAGCAGCGUCUGCGCGAGCGCCGGCGCCGUGCCAAGGAGCUGCUGCUGUGGAAGCAACGGCUGGACACGGAGGAGGAGGAGGUGCGCAACAUCGAGCGGAUGGCGGUGCAGGCGCGGCGCGACGACCGCGGGCGCCAGAAUGGGCGGCUGAGGGCGCCGCUGGGCGCCACGCCGCCGAGUUCGCAGCGCGAAGUCCUGCUUGCCGUCUCCAGCAGCCCCACGCUGACGCCCAGGGACAGCUCCGUGCGCUCCGUGUCCAACGCGGACACCGAGCGAGACAACCUCCGAGACAAGUCCUGGCGAGCGACCGACAACCUCUCCGAAUGGUCCCUGUCCAUCAGGACUGCGUCCGAGUCGGAGUGCUCCAGCGAGGUGGAGGGGCGCAUCGUGGCGCUGCGCGAUGAGCUGGCUCGCCGCAAGAUGAUGGUGGAGCGGCUGCAGAAGGAGCAGCGUCGCCGCGCCAGGGAGCGGCUCAGAGCCCACGAGUCCAGCCUGCGCCUCCAGCUUCAGGCCUAUGACACCUUUAUCUGCAAGGCACAGGGCGAGCUCGAGAACAGCAAGGAACCUCGCCCAUCUGUGCGGCCACACGCCAGGACCCACGGCUCACUCGACCUGGACACGAAGCCAGCGAAUGGGAGCUCUGCUCUAGCGGAGACUGUGGAAAUGCAGACCGCCGCGUGUGAGCAAGGGUCUUUCUCUUCCCUGGCUAUAUCGGCAUCCAAAGACAGCUCCGCGCCGAGUGACGGCCUCUCGGAACGGCCGAGCCUUCGAGAGGAGACGUCCGGCUCGCUUCCCGUGCCGAGCGCCGCUGCGCGGCGCGAUGACGUCCCCUCGCCUGACGCCCGCUCGCCGACCCCGCCUCUCGGUGUCUCCGUCCACGACAACUCGACUUUCGAACCUGCCGAGCCAAGCUCCCCGAACUCGUCCGGCGGUCGAGUCGCCGAUCCGGCAGCGGAAACGUCGUCCAACUCUUGGCUGCCGGACGACGACAUCGUUGCCCCUUCCGACGCCCGCGCCGUGCCCACGGCGAAGGACUUGCGCGACGAGCCUCCUUCAGGACGCGUGGCCGGAAACUCGGAGGGCUUGGGUCAGGGAUCGGAGUUGGCGUCGUCUGCGGACGAGUCGUUCGCGCCAGAAGCCGUUGGCGGCGACGUUGGCCUUUCGUUGCAAACUCCAGACUGCUUCGGUGAGAGUGAACAUGUGAGCCGGCCGACCGAACGUCGAGAUGACGGUGAUGAGGUGAAGACGGCGGUGAAGAAGGCAGUGGACGCUCCGCCCUGCUGGGAAGUGCACGAUCUCGUGCUGAUCGGCUCGGGUGACGCCGUGGAAACGCACAGAGACGAUGUGACAUCGGCGAGCGAUUCCCACGGCGGCAAUUCGGCGGUGCCUGCAUUGGGGGUCGGUGGUUUUGGUGGCGUCGCCGUGGAGCUGCCUGCACAGCCGUCGGGUCCCGUCACAGACGAGCUGCCCGCGAUGGCCGUCGACACGACGGCAUCGCAGACGAGCGAGAGCAGCGACGAGGCGCAGGUGCCUAACGGUCCGGACGUCGUUCUCCAAUCGUGGUCGGCGGAUAUUUGGCAAGAGCCUCGCGGGACCGUGAUCCGCAACAUUUUACCCGAUGCCGGAACGACACGAGACUCUGCUCUGCCGAGCGUGACCAAUGAUGCAGAGGUGAUCCCGAAGGCAUUGUUGGAUGGGGAUCUCUCCGACUCGGAGGAGUUUGAAUUCUCCUCCAACUUUUCCUCCGCCGACGCCUCGGAAAUCAGCAGCUUGCUCAUGAAGUCCACUUCCACGUUUGAGAGCGUCUCUUCUCCCAAGAGCCACGACAUGAACCUGCCCUUCGACGAAGCGGAAAGUGUCGAGACCGGACAGACGGCACGGGACGAGGCUGAGACCGCCAGCCGGGAGGGCGACACGGACGCGGAGACGUGGCGAUUCCUCAGCCCAAGGUCGCUAAGCCAGGAGCCCGCUAAGGAUGAGAACGAGCAACGAGACUCUGAGCCGGUGCCGUUAUCGCCAUUGCCAUCGCCCGCUCGGUCCGAGCUCACGGGCCCCACGAGCAGCGAUCAGGACGACCCAUUGGUCAGCAUCCAGCUCGGCGAGCAGCUGUUCGCUGAGGUCGCUAAAUUUGUCGAUGGCGUGAUUGCCGAAGCGCUCAAGCAGGUGUCUGAAGCAGCCAUCGCAGAGGCAGCGACAGCAGCGGCAGCGGCGUCUGUUGUCGCGGACAGUCGUGCGGGAUCAGCUAUUGUCAGCAGCCAUGGUGACGAGGAGGUAACCAAGAUUUCAGGAGCGGUCGUUGAUCGUAAAAAAGUCGACGAGUCUUCAAGAACGGAGGCCGCGGCACCGCAAGACACAGGAACGGUUGGCGUUCCCGGGGACCUGUCUGUAGCUGCGAAGCCUACUGGAGACGACCACCGCAACGACGACGAUGACGACGAUGACGACAGAUCGAUGUACAGCCGCGUGUCCGCCCCCGACGGUGAGGAUUCGAAAGGAACCCCGUCGGGAAGCGUCAGUCGUCGCUCAAGCGUCGGCAGCUUCGUCUCGGUUUCGGACGCGGACGAAAAUGCUCAGCCGUCCUGGCUGGCGCCGUACGUGCCCGACGAUCAGUCCCUCUACACGCCCCUGCUGGACAUGCUCGCGAGGGAGAAGGGCCGCCUGCAGGCACAGAGGGCCGACGCCAUGCCCUUGAGAGAGGGGACUUUCGAGCAGCUGCGGCCGCAACACCCGGAGCCGGAGAAGCAACGAGAGGAGCUGCUGCAGCAGGAGGAGCUGCAGAAGCGGGAGGAGCAAGAGCAGCAGCGGCAGAAGCAGGAGGAGCAGCAGAAGCAACAGGAGCUGCUGAACCAGAAACGGCAGCAGGAGGAGAAAGAGAAGCAGAAGCAACAGGAACUGCAGCAGCAAGAGCAGCGGCAACAGCCGGAAGUCGAACGCAAAACAAACAACGCGGACGCGGUCGCCAACGGACUCGUCGGCAAGUUUGUGUCGGAAGCCCUCGACCAGUACCUGCAGCUGCGGCAGGCGCGAAAUGAUAAGAUCGCCCAGGCAAACACGCUCUUGGAGCCGGCGACGCCACCGCAGCCGUCUCAGCCGCCACGGCUCGCCAAUGGCUUCGCCGGACACGAGGACUCGAGGGCGCAGAGCAGCAGCGAGCCAGGGCCGCAGGGGGGGAUCGACUUCGAGACUGAGAGGGCCUUCCCGCCGGAGCCGACCGCGAGGCCGGUGAGCCCCGAGUGCGACCUGGACUCGAGCGAAGACCUCAGCACGCCGCUGGCCCAGAUGCGUCUGAGCAGCGCGCUGCUUGAGGCCGGCCUUCUGCAGGACGACCAGGACUGGUUCGACGAGGACUUUGGCUUGAGCAGCAAUCGCCGAGCCUUGCGGCAGCAGCAACAGCAGCAGAGCCUUCGGGGCGUGCGGUUUGGCGAGGGGGGUCGCCCGGGUUCUCCGGAAUCUAUCGGCUCCACGGCCGGGCGCAUCGUUGACGUGAAGGCCAAGGAGGAGGACGAGAGGGCUCGGGAGGAAGAGGAGGAGGCGCUGUUCGCCGUGCCGCACUCGCACGCCGAGGUGGCGGCGCUGGUGAGCGUCGCCCUCUCCGAGCUGGACAAGCUGACGGAGCUGGGCGAGAACGCGCGCCACGUCACGGCGCCGCGCUCUUACCUGGGCGCCGAUUGCCGGGGCCAGGACAUCGAGAGCGUGAGCCGCCGCGUCUACAAGCAGUCCGUAUUCGACCUGACCAAGGAGGUGUUCAUGGAACUGCACGCCGACGAUCCCAACACCGACCGCCCGCCCUGGAUGAAACCUCGCCGCGGGUCCUCGCUCUACCUCUGGCGCAUCGGGGGCGUGCACAGCGACAACGAGAUCGCGGCGUUGAUCCAGACGGAGGUGCUGCGCUCGCUAGGGCUGUUUGAGGGCAGCGUGGCUGGAGACGGCAACGCCGCCAACGUCGCCACCGCCGGGCCGGGAAUUGGAGGGCGCAAGCCCGACCUCCCACGCGCCGUCAAGUGGGGAAAGAAAUCGCGCGACCGUGUCGACAUCAUCCUGGCGCGAGACCUGCACGAGGAGGAGCCGCAGUGGGUCAGCUAUGAGGACGACGAGCUGGAGGUGAAGAUGCAGGCCGUGGACUCCAUCUUCGAGGCGCUGCUCGCCGACACGGCACACACACUCUCACAGAUCUACGACAACCGCGCCUUCCGCGCCGCCACCACUUCCAACACCGCCGCCCGGUGACAAACCCCGCUCAUCCGUUGGACCCUGUCAUGGGGUCGGUCGAACUUGUAGUCCCGAAGGACCAGAGUUGGAACACUGAGCCGCGUUUGCAUCCGGAAAUGUGUUUCCACGGGCCGCCGCCACCACCAUGACUUCGUGACACCCACUCAUCCAUCGUACCCUGUCCUCAGGUUGAACUUGUUGUGUCUUGAGAGACCAGGCUUGGAACACUGGGGUUCGUGAGGGGGGGGCGAGGCUGUGUUUUCUGCCGGAAAUGUGUUUCCCACCGCUGCUGCACGAUGCCGAUUACGUUCGAAUUUUUUUUUCCCCAUCCAGCGGUUUGCGAUCGUCUCUUUCUUUAAAGGGGGGGGGGGGGGUUCUAAAGUUGGGCUGCGUUCGUCACGAUUCGGCGGUUGAAGUUACUGUCUUCUGUUUACCUUUGUGGUGAAGCAGCGCCCCUCGUGGCUGCAGAGUCUACGCGAACAAAUUGUGCAAAUCUAAAGUAAUUGAAGGUCAUGGAUUAUGAUGUGAUGUUUGGAUCGUGAGGUUAGAUCCUAUGCAUCAUUAUAUAAUAAUACGCAAUAAUGUACUGCCGUGUGGUCAAUCCACUGCUAUAUGAAGGACUCGCGACGUUGUACUGGUCAUGAGUGUUGUUCGACCGUACUUCACCACGCUGGUCGGUGCGGGCUGGUGAACGGAGGUAGACUUACCCAGGACAGGUUCAGAUUCAGAUUAUGCCCAGCGCUGAUGUUGGCCGUGACCGGGAAUCGAACUCGGGACUCGCCGACUUCAGCUCGUUCCGCAAACCCGUGCAGUGCCAUCGCCGCACACGCUCGGCAUCUUGACAUUCGCAUUCACAAUUGGAUUUCGCGUAUUCCCGAACAGGACACAUUUGCUGAUUGAGUUUGCAUUAAGUCCUUUCCCUGAUGACUGCUGCUGCCGCUUGCUGAGCUUGCAGCGGAUUAUCCGGUCUCCUGCGAUCGCUCAUUUGCAUCUCAUUUUUUGCUUCGCUGCUGCGUGACAGGGAAACGCACUUCCGGAUUCGUAUGUGGCCCAGUGCUCAGAGGUCGUAAUUCUCAUAGACUCUCCCUCUCUCUGUCCCCCCCCCCCCCACCAAAGCUUCCGCUCUCAAUUCCCUGACGUUCCCACUGUUCUUCCCCUCUUCAGACUGGUCCUUUCGUUCUUCCCAAUGUUCCCGUCUUCCCUGCCCAUGCUCUUGCUGUACGUGGACACACGGAAAGGGAAUAAAAAAAAACACAACCACUAAAAUGUAAUACAAAAUCGGACUUAAGUUAGUUUGGACUGCCUGUACAUAAUACUGCAGGAGGCUGUGUCCGUGUGUGCGUUUGUUAAAGGGGUGGACUGUGCAAUAGAGUUCGACUCGCGAUGACGUGCAAGGCUUCAUUUCUCGCUUGAAUCAUAUUCCCGGCUCGUUGGUCAUCGACCGGAGUAGGUGGCACGUGACUCGUAGCCAGCACAGCCGGAACGAGAGGAUGUAUACUGGAUGUGGUGUAACAGACCCGGGUAAAACCUAAGCCCUCACGACGCUUUGGAGCGAUGUCCAGACGGCACCGCCGCGCUCGGACAAACGCACAUCGCAGCAACGAGACGCGCCGCUCCGUCGGACGCGGAAGCAACGUGUGUUGCCGACAACAACAACAACAACUACUACAACAACAGAAUUGAACGAACAUUGCUCGUCUGGUAAUGAAUUGAUGUUGCACUUUCGAGGUGGUUGAUUUGUCGUGGGUGAGUAAGGAGAUUAUGCCUUAAUUAAGUUCUGCUGCUAGAAUUGACCCGAACACUUUACCUCUCGUGCGUGAGUGGGUGGGUGGGUGAGUGGGAAUUGGGCGAGAGACGGGGCUGCGCGGCAGUGGUGCGACCCCGUCGACGCCGUGGGUUGUCACCUGCACCUCGUCCGAGCCUCCUCGUAGGUUCACUCAGCCUGAAAUCGUGGAGGCGACGGUGAGGUCUGGGGAGACGAAUGAUGGUCCUCGUGCUGUGGGCCACUCCUCGACCUUUUACCUGCGUGCCGUGCCGGCCUUAAUAGGUGCUCGCUAACGGCACUUUCCUCUAUAGGCCAAGUGGGCUUAAAGAGAGUUGGGGGGGGGGGAUCGCCGUGUGUGUGAGAAUCUCCCAUUCGCUACGGCGAUAUUGCCGAGUAAAUGCUGAGCGAUCGCUUUCAGCGGCCCCGUGAUAGAAUUCGCGACGCGUCAUAAAUUCUGGCACGGCGCGCCGACCGCUCGGCCCGUCGCCGCAGGCUGUGCGGUCUGUCGCGAGUGCCGGGGCGGGGGCGGCCUCCGUUGUUGGCCAAUGGACUCGCGAUCCUGUGUAUAGCCCAACUCCUCACCUUAAACACCCAGCGUGGAAUUAUUAUUAUUAUUGCCGUGCCGUUGUUUUGCACCGCCUGCGCGCGGCUGAGCGCGUGCGAUUCACGAUUAUUUUUACCUUUGUUGUUAUGCCGCGUACGUUAACCUUAUGUGCUCCGCGCGCCUUCCGUCAAAGGGAGCGCGCUCAUGAAACCGAGUUCCCGAUUUCAUAUAUUAACCUGCCUUAAUGACGCACGCAGAGCACACGCCGCCGUCGGUGUGCGAAGUUUGAAUAAUAAUAAUCAUGAGAGAGUUUUUCUCACGACCGCUUGGCUGACUUCGGUUGCCCCCCCCCUCCCUCUCGCCGCGCCCUCCUCCUAUUCCAGCGCGCUAUGAACGUCGGCGAGAUUCCCUUUCGCCGCCCGGGAACCGAAGAGGACGUGCGUGACAUUCGAACUCUGUACGACAAAAAUGAUCGACCCUGCGGGGGGGGGGGGAACUGCGUUGUCGACACGCGUUAGCGCAGAUAUUGCAGCCGCGCUUGGUAUGAGAGUCUUGUUUCGGGAGGUAUGUUGGGUUGUUUUAUUUAUUCAGGACUAGUGUGAAAUUGUGACUUUUGUGUAAGGCGGGGGGGGGGGGGAUAAUGUUUGUGAUAGGGUUGAAGUUAGAGUAAUCAUGAACGAUUAAGCUUAAGACUUUGUUGGUAUUCAGGAGAGCUGCGCAGUCUUGGGACUCUUCCAGGAGGGUCCUGCGUUAUUAAUUUUGGCCGCAUUGCUUCGUGUGGUCGAUGGCGUUUCGAAUAUUUUGUACAAGCGAGGAGCAUACCGGAGGAAACCCACGCGCAUAAACGAGCAGGUUUUAAAUGUCAUAUAAACGCAACUCUUAAUUCCAGUCGUAACAAUUGACCCGAAUGCAAGCCCUAACUCAUUGAAAUCCAUGGAUUUUUUUCCCCUUCAGAUGAUUAUGCACUCUUCUGAUACACACAGCCUCACUUGACCACGUUGGGGAGACCUCUCUUGAAUUACAGACACCUCCUCCUCACUGUGAACCUUGCUGCCUGCAAUGCUGCGAGCGUUAGGGACAGUAAUAUGGUUCGGGCUCAAGAUUUGUGUUUGUGGGGUUUGGCCUAGGUUUAUGGUGGGGUCUUUGGGUUAGAUACAGGAAUAUGGUUUGUGUUGAGUGCGGAGUCGGGGUUAGGAUCUCGCACCAGAAUGUAGCCGGUGUCAGGGUCGGUAUUGGAAUUAGCCGCAGUAUAAAUGUCAAAGUUAGGACCAUGUGUGCCGCCCUUGUACGGUUCUGCUUGAAUCGAGUUCAGCUCCCGCCCAAACACGCAGUGUUGUGCAGAGUUCGCCUCGUGUCCACGCGUCCCCUGUGCUCGUGCCGAAUCUUGGUGUCUCCUUCCUGACCCGCUUCCCCUCUCGCGUUGCAAUAAUAUACCCCCCCCUCCCCCCGUACACGCGUGUACACACGUGUGUGUACGAGAUUCACUACAGCUGGGCUUCGGACUGCAGUCGUCUCUCUCGGUCGCUGCGGUAGCGUCUGCUUCCCGCGUUUACCACUCUU